AUGGCCUCCGAACCGCCCGAGGACGCCAUCGACAACUUUGUCAGUUUCACCAGCACGACGCGUGAGCAAGCUAUCAGCUUCCUGAAGGCAAACAACCUUGACUCCCAGAAAGCGAUCAACGCCUAUUUUGAAGACCCGACAGGCCCAAAGACGUCGAGCCUCUACGAUGACAGUAACGUGCCUUUUGGCCCGCAAAACAAUGCGCUCCGAAUACCCGCAACGGCUCCUCCUUCGCGCCCUCCGUCCCGAGCAAAUAUGAAUGAAACAUCCCAAGGCGCCGGGUUCGAGUCUUCCGCUGCGACAGCACCACAAGGUUCUACCGGUGAGCAGCCUCCCGAGGAAGACUAUCAUCAGUUGACAGCUACUGAUUGGGAUCAAGGCACAGGCGGAUCCGGACAAGGACUGAGCCUGGCUGAGCGCGAGGAACAGGAACUGCAGCGGGCUGUUGCCAUGUCUCUCGGAUCGGGAAAACAGGAGACCGGUGUGACGACAAAGAGUGAUGCGCAUUUUGGCAAAGCAACGCGCGAUCAUUACGAUGAGGGCGCUUGGGCCAUGACCCUGUUCAACACCUCGUCCGAAGAAGUUGUGAUCAGCCCCGACCCUGAGGACCGCAGAAAAGUGAACGGAGAGCCUGCGUUUAUCCGCCCUACACAAGAGCACCUCUAUCUGGGAGGAUUUCUCACCAUCCUCCAUGAAAUUCCUCUUGCGCGCGAAGCCCUCUUACUGCGAAACAAGGUUCUCUUUGACUAUGGUCACGACCCGCAAUGGUGGAAUGGACAAGCAAUCAACCUCCCCAAAAUCGUCACCGUUCACGACGGACAGGAAGCAGAUGAUGACUGGGACGAUAUCAUCCACGAGGCACAGCGGCUGAUGGCAUUCCUGGACUCUACACAACGCGCCUUUGGAAGCAGUGAUGCGCUAGCAAAUCUCAAGCAUGUCACGUCGUACUCCUCCGACUCGGAGGAAGUCGUCGCCCGGUUUCUCGAGAAGUGGCAUGACGCUGCAAUUCGGGCAGACCCCGAGAAUCCAUUAGCCACGCUUUUCAUGUCUCAUGCCUACAAAAACUCUCCGUUUGAAGUAGACGAAGGGGAACCGCCUAUUGAAAAGGAGCUUUUCAUAUUCAGCCCUGUGGUUGAGCCAGAUCACGGACAAACGCUAUACGAUGUCUUGGAUACUGCGAUCUGGAGCGAUAGCCCCGGCGAGGAGCUUGACGAUGUAUGGCUUGAGACCAUCGGAGAGGUCAUCGUGAUGAAGCUCGAUGCUCCGGAUAACUCCAAGUCUGUGGAUGUGAAAAUUCCCUUUGUGUUCUAUCCAGACCGCUAUCUCAGCAGCUGCCGAGAGAUUUCGCAUGAUUUCCGCACCAAAAAACUCAAGGUUCAGGAAGAAAUAGAAAAUCUGGAGCAGGUCAUGCGUCAUUUGACCCAUCCACGGACUCCGGCAGGCACGUUGACUCGGAGGGAUAUUCUCGAAAAAGCUGCCGCCGCAGUCCCCGUCGUUCUUGCGAAGAACAUGGCCGCGAAAGAUGACUCGAUGAGCCCUGAAAUGGCAAACGAGAAGGCAGAACGGCUUGUCCACGAGCUGAAGGCGGCCUCCGCUAAGCUUGAAGCGAAGCUCAAGGAGCUAGAGGAAAAGAAACAGACGGCUCUCGAGACCAUGCGCAGCUACUCUAAGGAGCUCACGGAGCCCUCUCAAACCGCUGGGGAGCCCCCUCUCCACAGAUACACCUUGCGAGGAGUUUGCACCGAACCGCAUGUCACCUACGUCUUGAGAGCCAGCGAUGCCGCCAAGUCUGGUGAUUUAAUGGACAUUGAUGAGAAGCAGGACAGCGACUCUCAAUGGUGGCGCAUUAGUUUCUCGACCGAAGAUGGGAAAACACGACAGGCCGCGAAGAGAGAAGCACAGGGCAAUCAUUCUGCCAGUCAGGAAGGCGAUGUCGUUGGCUACACAGCUCAUAGAGUCCGCGAAGUUGAGGUUCUUCGAGCCGCUCGUGAAGAGUGGAGGUCAGUCCUCCUUGUCUAUGCCAAUGACAACGCGGUGAAUGCCAAGGUGGAAGUGGCAUCUCCUUCACUUCAGGGCUUCGUGAAAAAAGACAACGAAUUAUUCACAGCCGAAUUUGACCAGAGCACCAACGCCGAUGAGGACUUGCGUAACUCGCCAAAAAAAGACGCCGGCCGGCAGCAGCAAUUGACAUCUCAAAGCGGACAUUUGGUGAAUGUGUUUGACUGUGAGGUUUCCGGGGACCACGAUCGUGGUGCCGGCCAGGAAAUGCAAGAGAAGGAAGGAUCCCGACUACUAGGCUCGCCCGGCAACACUGCAAACCCGGCCGUAUCGCGAGCCUUGGACGAUGAUAUGGAGUGGAACGUGGACGGCGAUGGACCGGGCCACCUGGAAAAAGCGAAGUGA
Penicillium cinerascens is the source of this 2403-nucleotide messenger RNA. RefSeq names its product ubiquitin-associated-like domain-containing protein. The transcript has 5 exons. Gene Ontology annotation, biological process: protein deubiquitination. The coding region runs from base 1 to 2403 and encodes 800 amino acids. Gene Ontology annotation, cellular component: cytosol; nucleus. The record is from RefSeq and is a predicted model, not a curated record. Gene Ontology annotation, molecular function: protein binding. NCBI's taxonomy places the organism in Eukaryota, Fungi, Ascomycota, Eurotiomycetes, Eurotiales, Aspergillaceae.